AUGUCUGGAGAAUCCGCCACCGCUAUUCACAAGGGUCAAGUUGAUCUCUUAGGCUUCAUAGAUUGGAUUGGUGUUGAAUGCCUCAAUCAAAGCACCACUCUCUCUGUUUCCAGUGCUAUCAAACAGGGUUAUAGAGAAGAUAAAGGUUUUCAUCUAGAAAUUGAUGCAUAUGAACAGUUUUUGCUUUAUAUUGCUUUCACCCAAGUUAUUAAACUUUAUUCCAUUAUUGUCAAAGGUCCUGAAGAUAAAGGAGGUGCUGAAAGGGAACAAGGAUUACUUCAGAUACUGUAG
Molecule: messenger RNA, 291 nt
Organism: Vicia faba (fava bean)
Lineage: Eukaryota; Viridiplantae; Streptophyta; Magnoliopsida; Fabales; Fabaceae
Source: the annotation of a GenBank genome assembly